AUGUCGAAGAAAAAUAACCGAACGGUUAUAAAAAAGCGCCACGAUGUCGUCAAGAAGCAGAUGGUCGACCAGGAGCGCAAACGCCAGGAGCGCAACCACCUCAAGCAGCUCUGCAGCGGCGUAAAAUCGCAGGUAAAAUUUUGUGUAGUGUUUUACACCGUCAUUCAGUUACGGUCCAUCAGCCUCGGCCACUCGAGCCAACGUACCACUGACGCUCCCGUGGAGGACGUUGAGAUGAAGGACGCAAAGCGCGGCGUCCGUGGCACUAACUUCCUCAGAGUGGUAUCUGGUGGCCAGAUGAUCACGGCAAGGCGCAAAAAGGUCCUCAAGCAGUCUCUGAAGCGCCAGCGCAAACUCAACGCCGCUUAA
Molecule: messenger RNA, 369 nt
Organism: Babesia ovata
Lineage: Eukaryota; Apicomplexa; Aconoidasida; Piroplasmida; Babesiidae
Product: efflux membrane fusion subunit family secretion protein, putative
Exons: 1
Coding region: 1-369 (122 amino acids)
Source: RefSeq, a predicted model, not a curated record